UACAAUCUAGGAAAGCCUCAAAAAAAAAUUAAAUUAAUUCUCUUUAGCUUCAAAUAUUUUCAUAUUUUUUUUCCAAUUCGAAGCAAUGGAAUCUGAUACAUCUUCUAAUCUUGAGAAUUUGAAAUUAAGUAACAUAGAAGAUCAUGACAUAAUAACUCUGAGGUUACUAGACCUAACAGAUGUUGAUGAUUUUAUGGAAUGGUUUGGUGAUGACAACGUUAGUAAAUUCUGUUCAUGGGACACUUUCAAAUCCAAAGAAGAUGCAAUAUCAUACGUAGUUGAUGUUGCAAUUCCACAUCCAUGGUUCAAAGCAAUUUGCUUAAAUGGCAAACCAAUUGGUACAAUUUCAGUUUCACCUUUUCAUGGUACUAAUAAAUGUAGAGGUGAACUUGGUUAUGUGAUAGCAUCAAAGUAUUGGGGCAAAGGGAUUGCCACAAAAGCAGUGAAGAUGGCGGUGUCCGCCAUCUUCGUAGAUUGGCCCCACUUAGAGAGACUUGAAGCUGUGGUGGAUGUUGAUAAUCCAGGAUCACAAAGGGUGUUGGAAAAAGUUGGUUUUAAAAAAGAAGGUGUUUUGAGGAAAUAUUAUUUACUUAAAGGGAAAACAAAAGAUAUUGUUAUGUUUAGUAUUUUAUCUACUGAUCAAUAUGAGAUCAGCCUAAGGAUGUCUUCAGCAUCCAAGGGUUACGGACCGACCAUAGAAACCUGUUAG
Solanum stenotomum is the source of this 709-nucleotide messenger RNA. RefSeq lists its product as uncharacterized. The record is from RefSeq and is a predicted model, not a curated record. Lineage: Eukaryota; Viridiplantae; Streptophyta; Magnoliopsida; Solanales; Solanaceae. Bases 86 to 709 code for a protein of 207 amino acids. Gene Ontology annotation, molecular function: acyltransferase activity, transferring groups other than amino-acyl groups. The transcript has a single exon.